UGGUAAGAUAAAAAAGGCACAUAAUAUCUUCGAGAUGGAGAAAAUGGAUAAUUUAAACUAUAACCAACCGGGUUUAUCCGAAAACAUUGAAAGCUUAUUGAAGAUAAACGACGUUCAAUCAGUGCUGCAAAAACGGGCGAAAUGUUUGAUACAAAGCCGGCAAACCGAAGAAAUCUCCAUGUACCUACUUAACCAAGAUAAUAACGCGGUCAUCGAAGACGUCGACGUGGAACAGGAGGAAUUCAACGACCUCGAGAAACAGAUAGAAACGGGCACCUCCCGCUGUUCCCAAGCCGCCGACGAUUUCGACAGCGCUCUACAAUCCUUCCAAGGCACCGAAGACGUGUGCGUCAAGCUCAAGGAGCACAUCGGCCAGCUGCUGGACAGAUCGCGAUCCGUGGCCGUCGGUUACGCGGACCUGCAGGAGAAAAUCUACGACCAGCACGUGGAAUUCGAGAAGCGCGAGAAAGAGAGCGCCCUGCGCACGGAGCAGGUGCAGCGGCGCAUCGCCGAAGCGCGCUCUAAGCGCGACAAGAUGCGCGGAGCUCGCGAAGCCGAUGCUGAAGAGAUCGCCGCGCUGAGGCAGACGCUCGCUGAGAAGAAGUGCCGUUUGGAAAAAUUAAACGAACGCAACGAAGAGUUUGAGUUGGUUUUAAAGCAGGACGUGGUCGAGAGGAAGGCGCUGCAGAAGGAAUUGGACGAGAAGAAACAGCAACUUGAAGUCGCCCGGCAACAGCUCAAUGCCAUGAUGGAGGAAAACGAUAUAUUGGCGAAAAAUUCUCAACGGGCUGUUGAUGAGAAGAAUCGAAUCAUUGAAGAAAUCGAAAAUAAAGUGCUCGAAGCACGCGAGAAAUUGACAGAAAGUACGGCUCAUUUUCAAAAGCUUAUUGAGUCGAAAAAACAGGCUCUUUUGGAAAAAGAAAUAAAGCUGAAAGAAGUCGAGCUUUGUAACAUUGAUAAGGAAAAGAGCUUAAGCGACUACCCAGAUGAUCUUACGUCGCAGAUAGAGCAAGCUAAAACCAAUUCGGAAAUGGAAGAGAAUAAAUUGCGAAUUUUAAAUGAAGAUCGUAACAAAAUAAAGGAUGAGAAAACCGAAUAUAUGAAGCUUCUGAUGGAAAAGUUCAAAGAAUUCAGUGAACUAAAGCAGAAACAAUUCGAUGUCGAGCGAGAAAAAUGCGCGAAUCGCGCGAAAAUCGAUACAUUAAAUGCACAAAUGAUGAUCGACGAAGCGAAAAUAAAACAAAUCGAGUUCGAUAUCGAAAAAAUACCGGAACACGAGUCGAUAACCGUUUUAAACGAGCGACUACAACACUUUUCCGAUCUGAAACAACGGCUACAAAACGAACAGAGGAAAUCGAGAAAACAGAACGCUAAGGCCAAGAAGCAUCUCCAAAAUUUUACCGAAACAAUCAACGGCUUAAAGAGAAGAAUUGAAGUCAUUAAAAAAUCCAAUCAAGCCGAUGAUGUUCAAUUACCGUCGUCUUCAACAAAGGAUAAUGACACUCAACCGAGCAUAUUGAAGAAGAAAGGCACAUUUGCUCGUCCAACAACUCCCAAGAAAGUUAUGUUUAUGAACGUUUCCAGCGAUUCAAAUGCAACGACCCAAAAUAACGAGUAAUUGCGAGAUUAUAGCGGAAGCGAUCUCUCCAAUUUUCUUGUGUUGCUAUUACCAUUUACUAAUAAUUACUACGAUAAUUGAGUUAGAAAGGUAUUAAGAAAACUACAUAUUUCUGUUUUAUUCAAG
This is a messenger RNA of Phyllotreta striolata, 1744 nucleotides long. NCBI's taxonomy places the organism in Eukaryota, Metazoa, Arthropoda, Insecta, Coleoptera, Chrysomelidae. The record is from the annotation of a GenBank genome assembly.